AUUAACAAACUCUGUUUUCUCUGUCAGCAUUCUGAUUUUCUUUCUUACUUUCUCUAUUUUUUUUCUUUGGUUUAGUUGGUCUACUCUUUCUCUCCCAAAAAUUACUUAAACCAAGCUCAGAUUGGAUCGGUUUCAAUUCUGUAUUGAGCUCAUACAGAAGAAAAAGCUCUCUCUGUGUGAGUCGCUUCUACAAUGGCGUCGUCUCUCGGUGUUGUUGGCUUCGUCGGUCUCAAUGACUUUAGCUUCGAAAUGGCUGCCAAGCUUCUUCGCUCUGGAUAUCAAGUUCAAGCGUUUGAGACCAGUGAGCCUUUACUGAAUGAGUUUUUGAAGCAAGGUGGACUUCGAUGUGCCACCCCAGUGGAUGCAGGAAAAGAUGCUGUUGCUUUAGUUGUGUUUAUAUCUAACGCGGAUCAAAUUGAUGAUGUGAUCCUUGCUAACAAGGGUGCUUUGGAAGGAUUGCAGAAGGAUGCUGUCUUUAUUCUUCAGUCAUCAACCUUGUUGCCAUCAUACAUCAAGAGACUUGAGAAGUGUUUUACAGAUAAAAAUGAGGCAGCUUAUUUUGUGGAUGCAUAUGUUGUGAAGGGAGUGUCUGAAGAACUAAAUGGGAAAAUAAUGAUUACGUCUUCAGGAAGAUCCGAUGCAACUGCAAGGGCACAGCCUAUUCUGUCAGCAAUGUGUGAAAAACUUUACACUUUUGAGGGUGAAGUUGGUGCUGGAAGCAAAAUUAAUCUGGUCAAUGAACUGCUUGAGGGUAUUCAUCUUGUUACUUCUAUGGAGGCUAUGUCACUUGGUUCGAAAGCUGGAAUUCAUCCGUCAAUAAUCUAUGAUAUUAUUUCGAACGCCGCAGGAAAUUCAUGGGUUUUUAAGAAUCAAGUUCCCCAGUUGCUAAAUGGUAUUACCAAACGACAUUACCUGAGUACUUCUAUUCAAAAAUUGGGUACCGUCUUGGAUCAGGCAAAAUUGCUAACCUUUCCUGCUCUUCUUUUGGCAGUUGCACAUCAGCAAUUAAUCCUUGGAUCUUCAAACAUUGGAGAGGGUGAAGAUGCUUCAUUGAUAAAGGCCUGUGAAAGAAUGAUGGGGGUGAAUAUUUCUAAUGCAAUGAAUGCUGAAUCUUACAGCCCUGAGCUGCUAGCAAGCCAAAUAACUUCCAGUGCAGAUACUGUUCACCGAAUUGGUUUCAUUGGUCUUGGGGCAAUGGGAUUUGGCAUGGCAUCUCACCUUUUGAAAUCAAACUUUUCAGUUAUUGGUUUCGAUGUUUAUAAACCAACGCUAACUAGAUUUUCUGACAUUGGCGGUCUAGUUGGAAAUUCUCCAGCAGAAGUUUCUAAAGAUGUCGAGGUGCUUGUAAUCAUGGUCACAAAUGAAGUUCAAGCCAAGAGUGUUUUAUUUGGAGAUUCUGGUGCCAUUUCAGCCCUUCCAGCCGGAGCAUCAAUCAUACUUUCAUCCACAGUUUCUCCAGGAUUUGUGAGCCAACUAGAACGCCACUUGCUAAAUGAAGGCAAGGAUUUGAAAUUGGUUGAUGCACCUGUUUCUGGUGGUGUUAAGAGGGCCUCCUUGGGAACAUUGACGAUAAUUGCAUCUGGUACAGAUAAAGCUCUUAAGAGUACUGGUUUAGUAUUGUCAGCCUUAAGUGAGAAGCUUUAUGUCAUUAAAGGAGGUUGUGGUGCUGGAAGUGUCGUAAAGAUGGUCAAUCAGUUGCUUGCUGGUGUUCAUAUAGCAUCUGCAGCGGAGGCUAUGGCAUUUGGAGCUCGAUUAGGUCUCAAUACGAGGAUAUUGUUUGAUGUCAUCAUAAAUAGUAGGGGAACAUCCUGGAUGUUUGAGAAUCGUGUUCCGCACAUGCUGGACAAUGAUUACACACCUUAUUCUGCACUUGACAUCUUCGUAAAGGAUCUGGGCAUUGUUUCUCGCGAGUGUUCAUCCCGAAGAGUACCGCUUCAUAUUUCAACAGUUGCACACCAAUUGUUCCUUUUAGGUUCUGCAGGAGGGUGGGGUCGACAGGAUGAUGCUGGUGUAGUUAAGGUCUAUGAGACAAUAACUGGGGUUAAGGUUGAGGGGAAACUUCCGUUACUUAAGAAAGAAUCUGUCCUUACUUCCCUUCCAUCUGAGUGGCCAGUUGAUCCCAUUAAUGAUAUACAAACACUUAAUCAGAACUCUUCAAAAACUUUGGUUGUUCUUGAUGAUGAUCCAACAGGAACCCAAACUGUACAUGACAUUGAGGUCUUAACUGAAUGGACUGUUAAUUCACUUACUGAGCAAUUCAAAAAGGCUCCUCAAUGCUUUUUCAUUUUAACCAAUUCCAGGGCAUUGAGCCCUGAUAAGGCCAGUGCAUUGAUUAAAGAUAUAUGCCAGAACCUGCAAGCAGCAGCUGACUCAGUAAAAAAUGCUGAUUAUACUGUAGUUUUGCGAGGUGAUUCAACCUUACGAGGUCAUUUUCCAGAGGCAACUGAUGCUGCUAGCUCAGUACUAGGUGAGAUGGAUGCAUGGAUCAUCUGCCCCUUUUUCCUUCAAGGAGGCCGUUACACUAUUGGCGAUAUUCACUAUGUAGCAGAUUCUGACAAACUUGUUCCUGCUGGAGACACAGAGUUUGCAAAAGAUGCUUCUUUUGGCUACAAAUCUUCUAAUCUCCGUGAGUGGGUAGAGGAGAAGACGAGUGGCCGCGUUCCAGCCAGUAGUGUUGCUUCUAUUUCUAUCCAGCUUCUGAGAAAAGGUGGGCCAGAUGCUGUUUGUGAGCGUCUAUGUAGUUUGCAGAAGGGGUCAACAUGCAUAGUUAAUGCAGCUAGUGAAAGAGACAUGGCUGUCUUUGCAGCAGGAAUGAUAAAGGCUAAAAUGAAGGGAAAGCGAUACUUAUGCCGGACUGCUGCUAGUUUUGUAUCUACGCGUGUUGGAAUUGUCUCAAAAGCUCCAAUUUUGCCUAAGGAUAUAGGAAUUAACAAACAAAGGAAUGGUGGUCUCAUUGUUGUGGGAUCAUAUGUCCCAAAAACCACAAAACAGGUUGAAGAGCUUAAAUUACAAUGUGACCAGAGUUUAAGAAGCAUUGAGGUGUCUGUGGCCAAACUUGCUAUGGGACCUACAGAAGAGAGGGCAGAGGAAAUCAUUAGAGCAGCUGAGAUGGCAGAUGUUUUCCUAAGGUGUCGUAAGGACACCCUAAUAAUGACCAGUAGAGAGCUUAUCACUGGAAAAACUUCCUCUGAGAGUUUGGAGAUUAACUUCAAAGUGAGUUCUGCACUGGUGGAAAUAGUCAGGAAGAUUACUAUAAAACCUCGUUACAUUCUUGCCAAGGGUGGAAUCACAUCAUCAGACAUUGCUACAAAAGCCCUUGAAGUAAAAUGUGCCAAAAUAGUGGGACAGGCCAUGGCUGGUGUUCCCUUGUGGCAGCUAGGUCCUGAAAGUAGACAUCCAGGAGUUCCAUAUAUAGUGUUUCCUGGAAAUGUUGGUGACAGUAACGCCGUAGCAGAGCUAGUGAAAUCUUGGGCUCGUCCAGCCAGACUUUCAUCAGCAAAAGAGCUUCUUUUGAGUGCAGAGGAGGGUGGAUAUGCUAUAGGUGCAUUCAAUGUCUACAAUUUGGAAGGAGUGGAGGCAGUUGUUUCUGCAGCAGAGGAAGAACAGAGUCCUGCCAUAUUACAGAUUCAUCCUAGUUCUUUGAAACAUGGAGGGAUUCCUUUGGUCGCAUGUUGCCUAGCUGCUGCUGAACAAGCCAGUGUUCCCAUCACGGUCCAUUUUGAUCAUGGAACUUCAAAAAAAGACCUUGUGGAUGCGCUCGAGUUGGGUUUUGAUUCACUUAUGGUAGACGGUUCACAUCUUUCCUUCAAAGACAACGUCUCGUACACAAAGUAUAUAUCACUUUUAGCACACACAAAAGGGAUGCUGGUAGAAGCUGAAUUAGGAAGAUUGUCGGGGACAGAAGAUGACCUGACUGUUGAAGAUUAUGAAGCAAGGCUGACAGACAUUAACCAGGCUCAAGAGUUCAUUGAUGAGACUGGUAUAGAUUCUUUGGCAGUAUGUAUUGGAAACGUCCAUGGAAAGUAUCCUGCAAGUGGUCCAAGUCUUAAACUUGAUUUGCUUAAGGAUUUGCAUGCUUUGUGUUCAAAGAAAGGAGUCUUUGUGGUUCUUCAUGGAGCUUCUGGUCUGUCUGAGGAACUUAUCAAGGAAUGCGUAGAGCGAGGUGUGAGAAAAUUCAAUGUAAACACCGAGGUGCGGAAGGCGUACAUGGAUUCACUUGGAAGUCCAAAGAAAGAUCUUGUCCAUGUUAUGGCAUCUGCAAAGGAAGCAAUGAAAGCUGUGAUUGCUGAAAAGAUGCAUUUAUUUGGUUCAGCUGGAAAAGCUUGAUCAUUUAAUGUCAUUUAUAGUUGAAACAAGAUAUCAUUUGUCUUCCUACUAAAUCGGUUACUUGUAUGAACCUCUUUUAUUUUGGUUCUGUUGUAAAUUAUGAUUUGAAACUAAAAUUUAUUAUCUUCUCUAAUAAUGAGCCUAGAAUAGCUUCAUUCCAAUUUUAUCA
Molecule: messenger RNA, 4495 nt
Organism: Humulus lupulus (European hop)
Lineage: Eukaryota; Viridiplantae; Streptophyta; Magnoliopsida; Rosales; Cannabaceae
Exons: 42
Coding region: 193-4326 (1377 amino acids)
Biological process (GO): carbohydrate metabolic process
Molecular function (GO): NADP binding; zinc ion binding; NAD binding
Source: RefSeq, a predicted model, not a curated record